AUGGAGUUGGCGUCCUCGUCAACACGAGUAUGGCAAAGAACAUUGACUCUUUCGAACAACUUACGACCCGAAUCAGACGUCUGCUUCGUCUUCGUCGCUUACGCUCCAACAUCAAGCUACGAAAAAGAAGAAUUCGAAGCUUCCUAUAUGGAUCUGGAAAAGUUCUACCGAGAAGACCAUGCCUUCUACAAGGUCAUAAUUGGCGAUUUCAACGCCAAAGUUGGCCCAAGAAGAACGCCGGAGGAACUUCACAUCGGGACCCACGGCUUCCAAUGGAAUAACUAG
Messenger RNA from Necator americanus (New World hookworm), 285 nucleotides. RefSeq lists its product as uncharacterized. The transcript has a single exon. The record is from RefSeq and is a predicted model, not a curated record. Lineage: Eukaryota; Metazoa; Nematoda; Chromadorea; Rhabditida; Ancylostomatidae. Bases 1 to 285 code for a protein of 94 amino acids.